UGUUUUGUGAGGGCGGCCGCAAGCGGCGCCGCGCUAGGAUACAAAAUAUGGAAAGUCCAGAAAGAAAAAGACAGAAAGUUUUAAAGGCCAAAAAAACAAUGCCUGCAAGUUGCCGGAAGCAGUUGGAGAUCCUGAACAUGUCAAAGAAUCUUGAAGCUUCAAAAUCAACAGUUGGAACUGUUGAAAAUGGCCAUAAUCAAAAGAAGAUGUUUUCAGAAAACAAAGAAAAUGUUAAGCUCAUGAAAGCUUCAGAUCAAAUUAAAGAAAAUGGUUGUGUAGCUCUGGAAAGGCAUACAGCACUACUAGAACAGGUUAAACAUUGGAUUCGACAGGAAAUCUACAUGAUAAAUUGUAACCUAUUUGAUAAAAAACUGAAUGAACUUAAUGAACGCAUUGGGAAGACCCAGUGCAAGCAUAAGCAUGAAGCAAUAGCUGGUGAGCUCUUUGUGAAAAUCAGAAGGCUUCAAAGACGUAUUAAAAAAGUAUUAUCAUCUCAAGAAAAUUGUUUGGAACCAAACACAUUACCCAAUAAUACAGUCUGUAAGAUUACAGAUUCAGAGACCAUGAAUGGGAGCGUGACCCAAGGGUCAGUUAAAAGCCUAAGUAAAAGAACACCUUCUGUGAACCCUGAUCCUUGUAACUCUUCAGAAAAAGCAACUAGAAGGGUUAAUUUAUCUUCAGCUUGUGUCCAGUUUGUUUCUGAAAGUAACACUGAUGAUGUUAUGUUAAUUUCUGUGGAAAAACCCAAUUUGGCAACUCCAAUUACAUCAGUUUCAACAGAAUUUGGAAAAAACAGAUCAAAGAAAUUGAGCAACUCAUCUAAUACCAUAAUUGAAGUUGGGGCUGAAGAGAAGAAACCUGAUUUUGUUAUUGACUUGACAAGAGAUGGCCUGUCUAGCAACAGCAUAGAAAGCCCAGCAUUCACCCUGAAGUCAUCUUCGAAAGCUGUUUUAAGAUCAAACGAAAUAAUCCCAGUGGCAGAAAAUGGAGAUGAGGGUUUUGAUUCAUUUGAACACCUGCCACCUCUCCCAGAGCCGUCACCACCACUCUCUGAGAUGGCAGACAAAAUCCAAGACACUCUUCCUCCCCAAAAGCCUGAGCUGAGAGUGAAGUGGGUGUUGAAGCCCCCAGGCAUUGCCCUGGCAUGGAACGUCCCCAAGGUCAACCCCAAGUGUGCUCCUGUGGAGAGCUACCACCUCUUCCUGUGCUACGAGAACUCCAAUCAUUUGACUUGGAGGAAAAUUGCAGAAAUUCAAGCUUUACCGCUCCCAAUGGCCUGCACUGUAUCUCAGUUUUUAGCUUCCAACAGAUACUAUUUUACUCUUCAAUCAAAAGACAUUUUUGGGCGAUAUGGACCAUUUUGUAAUAUAAAGUCUCUUCCUGGGCUUUCUGAAAACCUUACCUAAAAAUCCUCAGUAAUUAUAUGUUUUUACAUGUCAUCUUUUCAUAUUUGAAUGCUUUGUUUACAGCGUUUAUCUUAACACUGCACAUUGUAACAUUGUACAGUUCCAUUUGUGAACCUUUUGUAUGGGAGCAGUCUUACAUGUAGUGUAGUGUGUCUUGUAUGGGAGCAGUCUUACAUGUAAUGUAGUGUGUCUUGUAUGGGAGCAGUCUUACAUGUAGUGUAGUGUGUCUUGGAAUUUGGUGUAUUUCUAAUUUACAUUCAGUAUGUGCUUCUGUAAUCUGUGUUCUCACACAUACCUUAUCGUGGACCCGUGUUGCCACUGUAUGUUACUCUGGGGGCUAGGGAGUUGCUGCUGUGUCAGAAGCUCUCAUGUACAAGCAGCCAC
Messenger RNA from Microtus oregoni (creeping vole), 1790 nucleotides. It is a transcript of the gene Atf7ip2, whose product is annotated as activating transcription factor 7 interacting protein 2. Gene Ontology annotation, molecular function: protein binding; transcription coregulator activity. The transcript has 11 exons. Lineage: Eukaryota; Metazoa; Chordata; Mammalia; Rodentia; Cricetidae. The record is from RefSeq and is a predicted model, not a curated record. Gene Ontology annotation, cellular component: nucleus; transcription regulator complex. Gene Ontology annotation, biological process: regulation of DNA-templated transcription. Bases 48 to 1406 code for a protein of 452 amino acids.